Messenger RNA from Archocentrus centrarchus (flier cichlid), 2870 nucleotides. Its product is annotated as BCLAF1 and THRAP3 family member 3-like. The transcript has 11 exons. The record is from RefSeq and is a predicted model, not a curated record. Gene Ontology annotation, molecular function: DNA binding; transcription coregulator activity. Gene Ontology annotation, cellular component: mediator complex. NCBI's taxonomy places the organism in Eukaryota, Metazoa, Chordata, Actinopteri, Cichliformes, Cichlidae. Gene Ontology annotation, biological process: positive regulation of transcription by RNA polymerase II. The coding region runs from base 228 to 2417 and encodes 729 amino acids.
UCCCCUGUUUUUGGCGGAUCUUUGGGAGCAAACAGUCUCUUUAUUUAUAGUGUUUAACGGAAAGCGCAGCACGCAGCUGGCCUUCGGUUAAACUUAGCGGCAGAUAAGGUUAUAGUCUCAGCUUCUAAUCUGUUCUUUGGGCAUAUUUUGGUGCGUUUAUCCUGGUUUUAGUUAGCGUUGUUAGCUGCGGGGUGGCCCGACGCGCGUUGCGGUCAAAGCUUGACAAAAUGUCAAUACCACGGUCUCGAUCACCACAUUACAGGAGGUUGCCAUGGGAAGAGCCUGGCUUCGAUCCCCACAGAGUAAUCGCAGAUAUGGACAGGAGGGACCGCCUUCGGGAAGGUUCUGGUGAAAUCAGGGAGAACUUCAGAGAAGACAUGUACCCAGAAGAGCAGAGAAGAUCCCCUCUGUUCACAGGUGACCGUCGAUUUGGGCGUCAGCCUUACCCAGACCGGGAGGAGUUUCACCACAGGAGGUUAUCGCCCUCUCAUGAUUUGCGCUAUGAAGACAGGAGCCUUUCCCCACUGCGUGAUGGAGGAUUUGAUGGAGAUAGACGAAGAGGAGGGUUUAGAGAAGACUCCCAGAGGUUUGAAAACAAGGGUCCGUUGCCCCAGUCGUCUCUGAGUUUCACAAGGGAAAGAUUGCCACCAACACAGAGGUCUCAUUCAGACCAGAAGGAGUCAGGGAUGGGCUGGAGGAGAGAGGAGCAGGGCAGGGAUCGAGCGAGGUUCAGAGAUCUCAGUCCCAGUUUGAAGUCAGAUGACCCAAGAGCUGGAGGAGACAGGGAAAGAGGAAGGAGGAGCACUCAAGGUCCUAACAGAGGCAGACAGAGGGAGAACCCACAUCAUGAGAGGGGCCUCCCUUUUAAAAGGCAAAGAAGAGAAAUGGAUGUCGCCAGUCAUCUUGGGUACAGGAAUGAGGAGGACUUUGGGAAACAGGGUUACUCAAUGGAAGCACCCACAGAUGGGUUUGGUGGAGGCACUCGGGGGGACCAACCCCUGGGAGACAGUUGGCACUCGGGGCCGCUCGUCAUUGAACAUGAUCACGGUAGAGAGCUGCCACAGUGGGAAAGGUUUGCUGAAUGUCGGGAACUUGAUCCUGAAUUUGAUCGACAGAGGAGUCCUCGUCCAGGGGGCUCCUCUCAGGAGCUUUUCAGGAAGUCAGGCAGCAGGUUGGAUGAUAGAGAAGAGCCACAAGAACACCUUUAUCAAGAUAAUUUGGGAGAAUCCAACUAUUAUGAAACUAGGAGAAGUCCUGUGCCACAGGACAAACCAAGUGUUGCAAGAUAUGGUAAUCAAAGUGGCCCAGUGAACCACAGGGGGAGAGGUGGCACUCACCCAGCGAAGAGGAGGUACAACCCAAGCCAACGUGGACGACCUGGGAAGCCAAGGAAUCACCCACGCUUACAGCAGGCCUCCCAGGGAUACCAAGAUCUUCCUCAAGAAGAGCAAAGACAAGGGUACCGACGCUUCAGGGAAGAUUAUGAAGAUGUCAUUGAAGAUGACCCCAGUUUGGCAGAAAAAGGCAAACUUCAGCAGUGGGAACAGGCCCAGCCAAGAAGUCUGGAACGGCCCCUUGGGAGGGAUGACUUGGACCCAAAAAUGCCCCGUCAGAGGCAGCGUGGAUGGAGUGAUCAGAAAACCAAUAAUAUGACAGUUUUAACGGAGGAAACGCUAACCAUCAAGGUGGACAUGAGUCGACCCGUAAACCAGAGCAGCCAACUGUGUUAUUCCUCAGACAGGCAGCUCUCUUUAGACCUGGUCAAUGUUGGUCGCCAGCGCCUGGACUUCCUGCCCAUGCUGGAGCACUCCGGCACAUACCGGGAGACUGCCAUGCACACCGGGACGUUUGCCCAGGAGAUCAUCACACUCGUGCACCUCGUCAAAGAGCAGUAUUUCAGAGGUGAUGGAGUCACCCUGAAUGAACGCUUCUCAGCUCCACAAAAAGGCGGAUACUCUGAAGACGAGAUGGAGGAGCUGACGCUGGACGACGGAUUUGACACAGACCGAGGUUUCAGUUUGGAUAUGGACUCACUGCUAAAUGACGACAAACCUCUGUUCUCUAGACUGGGACCAACACAGGGCUUGAGGCAGCAGCCGGUACGAGGCCCAGGAGACCUGAGGCAUGACCUGGAGAGGAGGCGACAGGAGAAACUGGAAGGGGUCAAAGUUACAAUACCUGGGAAUACCAUGACACAGCACCACCUGGGGCCAGUCAGUGAUCCAGAUGUGGUGUACACUGGCAAGAUGUCUCAGAUGGACCAGAGGAGGCGAGAAGGAAACAUGUCUUUUUCUGUUGUCCAGGGACCGAGGAGGGGGGCUUUGAGCAGGGUGAACACAGGCGCCCAGCGCAGGAACAACCGCUUCGAUAAUCGGAAACAGAACUUCCGCAACGGCUCCGCAGGUCCAAACUGGUGAUCGGGCUCCCUGAAGGGUUUCCAUUCAGAUUCAUCAAACCGGCCGUUCUCGGGCCGACCUACGUCCAUGUUGACGUGUCGAUUGUGAAGAAGUCUCUGCUCUGGCGGUGCUUUUGCAGGCGGAGGAGCAGACUGAAAGAUGCGAAACACUGAUUUGUGCAGUACCUGUUGGUCCUCUGCUUCUUCUCACCUCAUGUUCUCCUUUGAAACCCUUUCAAAAUGUUUUCAUCGUGUUGUGAAAGACUGAGAUCGUGCUCAUGAAGAGAUCGCUGAAGGUCCUCCACCCACGAUGAGCUCCCUGAAAGAUUGAUUGAUUGUAACGAACACAGAUGUUUAUGUUGCAGGGGUUUUUUUCACCCUGUUUCUGUACACAGAAAAUUUAGUGCUGCGACACGAGUGACCGUUCACGCUGCUCGCUGAGUGUUGCUCAACAAAUAAAAUGUUUCUUUUUAAA